UUUUAGUAAAAUUUAUAGUCUGAAAAAUAUUGAGGGAUAAGAUGAAGAAAGGGAAAAAUUCGCGACGGCUCUCAGUCUCAGGGCAAAAUCAGAUAGGUUCUUCCUCUACUGAAUUAAAAGUCCAAGGUUAAUUUUGCUUCUUUCUGGUUCUGGAAGUCCAAGAUAAAUAUUACUUAUCCAUAGGAGGUGGGGUUCGGUUAGGCUUCAGGUUUGCAGUUGUUUGGGUCGGGGGCAGGGCAGGGUUGGUGAUAAAUAAUAAAUCGGAAAAUAUUAUUAUUGGGGGGAGAGAGAGAGAGAGAGAGAGAGAGAGAGAGAGAGAGAGAUGGGGGCCAGUAGGAGUAGCGAUCCGAAUCAGGACGGGUCAGAUGAGCAGCAGAAACGAUCGGAGAUCUACACGUAUGAGGCGCCAUGGCACAUCUACGCCAUGAACUGGAGCGUCCGUCGGGACAAAAAGUACCGGCUGGCCAUCGCAAGCCUCCUGGAGCAGUACCCGAACCGAGUGGAGAUCGUGCAGCUGGACGACUCAAACGGGGAGAUCCGGUCGGACCCGAACCUGUCGUUCGAGCACCCGUACCCGCCGACCAAGACCAUCUUCAUCCCGGACAAGGAGUGCCAGAAGCCAGACCUGCUGGCCACCUCGAGCGAUUUCCUCCGCGUGUGGCGCAUCUCUGGGGAGGACGAGGAGUCUGACUCCUCCUCCUCGUCAGUGGAGCUCAAGUCCCUCCUCAACGGCAACAAGAGCUCCGAGUUCUGCGGGCCCCUCACCUCCUUCGACUGGAACGAGGCGGAGCCCAAGCGCAUCGGCACCUCCUCUAUCGACACUACCUGCACUAUCUGGGACAUAGAGCGCGAGGCGGUGGACACCCAGCUCAUCGCCCACGACAAGGAGGUGUACGACAUUGCCUGGGGCGGCGUUGGUGUCUUCGCCUCCGUCUCGGCAGACGGCUCCGUGAGAGUGUUCGACCUGCGCGACAAGGAGCACUCGACCAUCAUCUACGAGAGUUCGGAGCCCGACACCCCCCUGGUCCGGCUGGGAUGGAACAAGCAAGACCCCAGGUACAUGGCCACCAUCAUCAUGGACAGCGCCAAGGUGGUCGUCCUGGACAUCCGCUUCCCGACCCUCCCAGUCGUCGAGUUGCAGAGGCACCAGGCCAGCGUCAACGCCAUUGCCUGGGCCCCUCACAGCUCUUGCCACAUCUGCACUGCCGGAGAUGACUCCCAGGCUCUCAUCUGGGACCUCUCCUCCAUGGGCCAGCCGGUGGAGGGUGGCCUGGAUCCCAUUCUGGCCUAUACGGCCGGGGCCGAGAUCGAGCAACUGCAGUGGUCCUCUUCCCAGCCCGAUUGGGUUGCAAUUGCCUUCUCCACCAAGCUUCAGAUACUCAGAGUAUGAAUAUAUGAGCUGUAACAUAUGACCACUGACCAGGCAGGCAGGCAUUCACUUCACUAACUGCUUCAGAGUCCAGUUCGCCAUGAAUUCAAUAUCAUUGCUCAGCUCAGCAGCUCUUCUGUCUCAACCGUCAGUCAGUAGUCCUCCUUCCUUCCUAGUUCCCAGUUCCCAGUUCCCAGUUCCUAGUCAUAAUUGAGAUACUACUGCCAUGCCUUGUUUUGCCCUUGCUCCUUACUUUAUUGAUGAUGAUUGAUGUCACAGUAGCUGAAGUUGAAGCCAUAUAUGCUGCUAGUAUUAACUAUUGCAUUUCAUGCUCUUUGCCUUCUAAAUUUCUAACGAAUAUGCAUCCUGGUUGAUGGUAGUCUUAGAAUCCUGCUAAUUAAAUUUAUUGAAUUCUAGCUUUUGUUCUUCCGUCUGUCAUCUAGAUUGCUCAAUAUUUAUUAAAAAAUACUGUCAUUUCCCCCAUUUUGGCUA
Molecule: messenger RNA, 1861 nt
Organism: Prunus dulcis (almond)
Lineage: Eukaryota; Viridiplantae; Streptophyta; Magnoliopsida; Rosales; Rosaceae
Product: WD repeat-containing protein LWD1
Exons: 1
Coding region: 323-1390 (355 amino acids)
Cellular component (GO): nucleus
Molecular function (GO): protein binding
Source: RefSeq, a predicted model, not a curated record